GCGUUACGUGCUGCUUCGCUUCUCCUUUGCGCUCAAAAAGAGCCCCCGCCUUUCCGCUCGGGAAUGGCAGCGACUGACCCGGAAGCGGCCCAGAGACAAAGGGAGGAAAUUGAAGCCCUGUCUUCUAUAUAUGGUGAUGAGUGGUGUGCAGUUGAUGAAGAUGAGAAAAUAUUCUGCAUUAAGAUUAGCGAUUGCUUGGAACAGCCAAAGUGGACUCUUUGUCUGCAGGUAAACCUGCCUCCUGAAUAUCCAACAGCCGCACCACCUAUUUAUCAACUUAAUGCUUCAUGGCUUCAAGGGCAGGAGUAUGAGGAACUUGCAAAUCAUCUGGAAGAUAUUUAUAUACAGAACCUUGGUGAAAGUAUCCUUUAUCUUUGGGUGGAGAAGAUACGGGAAGUUUUGAUUGAAAAAUCACAGUCCUGUGAUUCAGCAGGGCCAAAUAUUAAAAAAAUUACAGAGGAAACUGAUGUGGAGUACGAAGAAGAUUUUUCACUUGAGUAUCAGCUUCUCCAGGAAUAUACAGCUGCAACACCCAAUAUUGAUCUACCUGAAAGCCAAGAAGGUGAGGAACUACCUCCAAUUUUUCAUGGAAACCCAAUUACAGACCGAAGAAGCACUUUCCAGGCACACUCAGCACCGGUUGUGAGCCCCAAACAGGUGAAAAGCGUUCUUGCUGAGUUGUACAAAAAUAAGAAAAUAGCCAAUGCGACUCACAACAUAUAUGCAUACAGAAUAUACUGUGAAGACAAGCAGACAUUUUUACAGGACUGUGAAGAUGAUGGAGAGACAGCUGCAGGUGGCCGUCUUCUCCACCUCAUGCAGAUCCUAAAUGUCCGCAAUGUUUUGGUUGUGGUGUCCCGCUGGUAUGGUGGUAUAUUGCUAGGACCAGAUCGUUUUAAACAUAUCAACAAUUGUGCCAGAAAUAUACUUGUGGAUCAGAACUACACCAGUUCUUCUGAAAAUUUAUCUAAACAGCCAGGGAAGAACAGAAGAAUAAGAAAAGACAAGAAGAAAACAGAACAUUAAUUCAUUUUGCAAAACUGUGCAACAUGUUUUAUUUUCCACCUGUUCAUAUUCAAUUAACACAAUCACUCAGGUGCUGAAAUGAAUUUAUGAAAUUCUAAAUAUUUAUCUCAAAGACAUAGAAAUACUUUGCAAUAACCAGAGGUAAUGCUACAUGACCACAUAUCCAUAAAGCCUUUUCAGACUGUUUUGUGCCUCAGCUGCUCAGAAAUUGAAGCCUUCAACAAAUGAAUUUCCCUAUGUGUUUGGUUUUUGAUUUGUUAAAAUUCAUUAAACAAGGAAAAGCAUGGUUUCACUAUC
Varanus komodoensis (Komodo dragon) is the source of this 1323-nucleotide messenger RNA. It is a transcript of the gene IMPACT, whose product is annotated as impact RWD domain protein. Lineage: Eukaryota; Metazoa; Chordata; Lepidosauria; Squamata; Varanidae. Bases 64 to 1026 code for a protein of 320 amino acids. The record is from RefSeq and is a predicted model, not a curated record. Gene Ontology annotation, biological process: regulation of translational initiation. Gene Ontology annotation, cellular component: cytoplasm. The transcript has 11 exons. Gene Ontology annotation, molecular function: protein binding.